UCCAUCAGCCAAUGAGCAUCAAGUUUUGUUCAUCCUUGUGAUGGUCGUCAGCUAUAUGGCGAAGAGAAUCAUAAAUUGUAAACAAACAUUAAACCGAGGAGAAAACCCAGAAAAAUGAGGAAUAUAUAAAAUAAGCGACUGGCAUCCUCAUAUAAACGGUUUACUAUAAAGGAAGAAGGAAAGGAAGUAAGAAAUGAGGAAGGAGUGAGGAGAUUUAAUAUACAGGAGAGUGAACUGAGUGACCUUCCUUAAUGGACUGUCAAGUCAGUACCAUGAGACGCAGCAAAAUAAGUAAUGGUUCUGGUAGGACCAAUACAACAUCAACUGUUACUAAAGGCAAUGGGACUGAUGAAGUACCUUACAUUAAAACAGAACCAGCCAUUAUCUUAGAGGAACUGACACAUAUGGAUGAAUCUGCUUUUGUGUUCUGUGAGAAUGACGGCAACCAGAGUGAUGACCUGACAGACGGGGACCAGGUUAUUACUGUGUCACAAGAAGACGAUGAUUGCCUGGGCACCAUUUGCCAAGUUUGUAAUAAAACGUACAAAAACAAGAGAAGCUUGUCUACUCACCUACGAGUCAAACACAAUCUCUCUGCCCAGAGUAGGGCUAAAAUGCCAUGUUUAGAGUCAGGAUGUGAGUUCCGUGGAAAUCGCAUAGCAAGACUCAUUUCUCACCUGAUUCGAACUCACAAAAUGAAAUUCCAAUGCGAGAAAGUAACAUUUCAGCAGAAAGAAGAUUUCUGGAAGUGGAAGAAGGAGGCUGAGGAGAGGUGUCGGGCAUCUUACUCUGCACAGACUUCUGCAAAGACGAUGGUGUCCGGAGACGUAAAGUUUUUCCUGCGUUGCCGACGUAGUGGUUUCAUAAAGUCCACUGAUGCUAAAUCAUUGAUGCCACGAUCUCGCUUUAUGAAGAAAGGCAGCAUGAAAAUUAAUGCUGUUUGCACCUCAUUUAUGGAAGUGAUGUUCAUGAAAGAAGGUGGUGCCACAGUUCACUUCUGCAGGACUCACUAUGGUCAUGAUGAGGAUGGCUCUCAUCUCCGGAUGAACAAUGAGGAAAGAGACAUGAUCAAAGAUCUUAUUCUUGAAGGUUUUUCUGCCUCAAAGAUCAUUGCCAUCAUGAAAACACGUAUGCCUGUUCACCGCCAUCAACUCCUGAAGUAUGCCAAUAUCCGCAAUAUAUCUGUCAGACAAAAUCUUUUUAUGACCCGUGGCAAAGGACUCGUUGGUAGCAGUCGACGGGUGUUCUUAAGGAAGAUUCCAAAGUGCCUUUUAGUAAGACCAGGAGAAGAUUCUUCCAUGAGCUUACAAGUAGAAAAUGAAAUAGAGGUGGAAGCAGAAAUGGCAGAAGCAGAUAGUUCAUACCCAACCUUGAUUGUCCAAACAUAUUCUCAGGGGAAUGUGUUUAGGGAAAACAUAGAAAAAUUGAAAGAAUUAAGAAACGAAAUUCAAACUAAAAUUGAAAGAAUAUCAAGAUUAGCAUCAGGUUUGGUUUCAGAUACAGCACUAAGACGUUUAAGUGAAAGUUUAGAUAAUGUAGCAAAAAAUAUAGAGAAUGAGAAGCACAUAGAAGUUAUUCCAGAAAGUCCUGAUACCACAAGUGUAAAGCAACAGAAUAUAGUCUUACAUAAAGAUACUGAUGGGAACUCUGUGCUUCUCUUGUGCUCGAACAAAAAUAUUGAGGAUCUUGUAGACAGCAAAAAUGUGAAUAUAGAUUGGAAACAAAAUUUAAAUGUAACUAUAAAAAAAGAAGUACAGUAAUUUGAAAUGUAAUGACUGUUACAAUUCUUAAAUGUUCCAUCAUCUUCAUAUGGCUUCAAUAAGCCAAUUGGGAAAGCAACAGAAAUAUAAGCAUUAGACAUCCUUGCUUGGAGGACAAUGGCUUCUGUGUUGCGACAAGUUAUGAUACUGGUAAUGCAGGCAAGUGAUAUCUGACAUGGUUAUUCACACUAAACACAUUUGGGAGAUAUUUUUAGCUUUUGUCAUUCUGUCAAAUAUGAUGAAGAGGAGCUUAAUAUGUUUUAUAAGUAUAUCUUGACAAACAGGAUUUUGUUAAGAUAUGCCUAUGAAUGUUGCCACAGCUUUUAAUUGAUUAUUAAUAUGUAAUGUGCAACCAAACUUUUCAUUUAUACUUAGUACUGUAUGUACUGUACUAUUUUAUUUUAUUUUUUUAAUAUCUUAUAGCUUAUAUAUUGGGGCAAAUUUAUACAUCAAUAAUUUCCACCACACCAUUACCUAAUUUAACAAUGUUAAUAAUAAUUCUACAGAUUGAAUUUUGUUUUAUUUUAACCAUAGGUUACUGCCACAGACUUAUUGCAUAGUGAAAUAAGAUCUGAUUGUUGGGCUACUUCAUGGAGUCUCAAGUGUUCAUUCUGUGGCAAUUUCCAGACAUGACAGGAUUAGAUUUAGUGGCAUGGUUCUGCCUAAGACUGAUGAAUCAUUAAAGGAGAAGGGAAGUCCCAUGACAACAGCACAAAUUUACUGUACAGUGUUAGGCAUGUAGGCUUGAGGUCAUACACCCUGUCAUUUGUGAACCAGUGAUUUAUGGUAUAUUUAGCAGAAUUGCCUAAAUUCACCAUUCUGUAUUACUGAUGGAGUUGAUUAUUCUGUUUGUAAAAUUAAUCAUUACUAUUACAGUAGGCAAACAUUCUACCUCUAUUUAUUACUGUUAUUUUACAAAUAUAAUUCAGGAAUAUACAUAAAAUAUAUACCAUAUGUUUAGCUAUUAAAAUGUAACAUGUGCAUGAUAACAGUGUUUCUCUGUCUUAAAUUGGAUACAAUGGAAUAGAAACAUGACUUGUGAAAUAGGAAUAGAACUUAACACAACCUAA
Messenger RNA from Homarus americanus (American lobster), 2830 nucleotides. RefSeq lists its product as uncharacterized. NCBI's taxonomy places the organism in Eukaryota, Metazoa, Arthropoda, Malacostraca, Decapoda, Nephropidae. The transcript has 3 exons. The coding region runs from base 252 to 1760 and encodes 502 amino acids. The record is from RefSeq and is a predicted model, not a curated record.